GUAAUAUACGCGCCUAUAUCGAGGACAGAACUUAACGGCGGCACUCGACAUCAUCUAGAAUAGAUCGUGUGUGUUACUUGUACGUACCGUGCGAGUUACGACGUGCUAGCUCAGUGAGUAGCUUUGCGAUUGAAACCCUUGAACGCCGAAUCAACAGCUUGAGUCUCGAAAAUAUAGCAAUCAUUGUUGCAUCAUUAUCUUUUGGGGAUCUAAACAUAACCUCAGUUGUAACCUUCACUUUAAUGAUAAACAAGGAACCGACUAGACAUUUGAGUGUUUUAAAGUUUUUCGAAUUUCACUCGGUUCAACGAACAACCAAGUUGAUAAAUUAACAUAAAAAUACACAAUGGCAGCUACCAGGAGAUUGCAAAAGGAAUUAGGCGAUUUGCGAGCUUCGUCAAUAAAAAACUUUACUAAUAUUCAAGUUGAUGAGUCCAACAUUCUUACCUGGCAAGGACUUAUAUUACCAGAUAAUCCUCCAUACAACAAAGGAGCAUUCAGAAUUGAGAUUAACUUUCCAGCUGAGUAUCCAUUCAAACCACCUAGGAUAAAUUUUAAGACUAAAAUUUAUCAUCCUAAUGUUGAUGAAAAAGGUCAAGUUUGUUUGCCUAUCAUCAGUGCUGAACAUUGGAAACCCGCCACAAAAACAGAUCAAGUGAUACAAGCUUUAAUUGCAUUGGUCAAUGAUCCAGAACCAGAGCAUCCGCUUCGAGCAGAUCUUGCAGAAGAAUUUCAGAGAAACAAAAGCAAAUUUAUAAAAAAUGCAGAGGAGUAUACAAAAAAAUAUGCUGAAAAGCUCCCAUAGUCAUAUAUUGCCAACCACUCUAUAUUUCUACAUGAUUAACAUUAAUGGGCUACUGUUCAUUAGUGUAAUGAGGCUGAGAAAAAUGUGUACAGUACUGUUUGACUUUUCAACAUGAAGUCAAUACAUUCAAACAGUACUCAAGUAUGCUAAACUCGAACAUUGUAGGGAUUCAACUUGUGUUGUAAUAAACUAUUCUGUAAUAUAAAUUGACUGCGGUUCAAUGCCAACUCUGUUGCAAGUAAAAGUAUGCUAUUUCAUGGUAAUAGUGUACUUCUACUAUUCUAUCUUGAUUGAUAUCUUCAUUAAUGUGCUUUGUUUGUAUUCAUCCUCAAUAUGUCGUCUAGAUAGUUGAAAAUAAUAUGAUUGGGUCAUAAAAAAGCUGUUUUUAACUUUUUUUUUUUCAUGAAAUAAACAAAAAUGGCAUUUCUAUAGCUUUAUGUAUUAACUUAGUUACCCAUUUUUAAUGCUUUUUUGUGUGAAAUGAAUUACUGAUAACUUAAUAAUAUUGAGGAGUAUACAGAUUUGAUCUAUAAAUAUAACAUAAUUGUACUUUUAAAAUCGUUAAAAUAAAGAUAUUUGCGAAAAUGAA
Messenger RNA from Trichogramma pretiosum, 1394 nucleotides. RefSeq names its product ubiquitin-conjugating enzyme E2 L3-like (gene Ubc10). The record is from RefSeq and is a predicted model, not a curated record. Bases 347 to 805 code for a protein of 152 amino acids. The transcript has 4 exons. NCBI's taxonomy places the organism in Eukaryota, Metazoa, Arthropoda, Insecta, Hymenoptera, Trichogrammatidae.